Molecule: messenger RNA, 903 nt
Organism: Orbicella faveolata
Lineage: Eukaryota; Metazoa; Cnidaria; Anthozoa; Scleractinia; Merulinidae
Product: kelch-like protein 28
Source: RefSeq, a predicted model, not a curated record
AUGGCACGUUUAUCAGAAACCUCUGAUAUUUCUGAGAGAACAAGAAAAGCAAUUUCCGGAGAGGUGUUUUUGCCAACCGACACACUCGAUCAGCCAUGUGACGUUAUAUUGGUUGUCGAAGACGGCAAAGAAUUCAAAGCUCACAGACACGUUCUUUCAAAGGCGAGUCCUUUCUUUGAAAAGCUGUUGAACAGUGACAUGAAGGAGCCCAAAGAAGGGAUUGUGCGACUUGAGGAGUUUAGCGAGUCUGUUAUGGGAAAUACUCUCGAGUUUAUUUACACUGGUAAUGUUCAGAUAUUGGCUGAAGACAAUGCCCGAGACCUGAUAAUCAUGGCCGAUUAUUUGUUUAUUCGGAACUUAAAGACUCUCGCUGAGGAGGUUUUACUACAGAACGGGUUAAAUUUUUCCGAUUGUUUUUCAAACUACUACUUUUCCGAAAGAUAUCGAUGCAGUGAACUGUUUUCCAAGUCCCAAAAAUUCAUCCUUUCGAAUUUUAGUGCCUUAUACGCAGCCAACCGGGAAGAGAUUCUGAAUAUGCCGAGCAAAGAUAUUAAAAUUUUCAUUUCAAGCGAUGAAAUUAAUGUUCGUGCCGAGGAAGAUGUGUUUAAUAUCAUUCUGUCAUGGAUUGAUCACGACAAAGGCAAGCGAAAGAAAUAUUUUGCCGAGUUAUUUCAUCAAGUUCGACUGAUUUAUGUAUCGCGUGACUAUCUAGUCAGUGAUAUCGUAACAAAUGAUCUUAUAAAAGACAAUGAGGACUGUUUUUAUCUUGUUGAAGACGCGAUGAAGUUGACUGAGUCUAAAGACUUUGAUGAUCUUUAUGUUACACCUAGGAAGUCACUUGAGACUUCCAUUAUUGCAGUUUAUGGGUACGAGGCAGGUCCCAACAUUCUGUUAUUUUCCUAA